AUGGUGGAUUGGUGGGAGCCAAUGUGGUGGUAUUGGAUUUGCGACGGGUUGGACCGGUCAAGAGCAUGCGGAAGUCGAGACCAUGCAAAGUUAAAGGCUGCUCCUCGGUUUGUGUAUGGGCUUGCAUGCGUACGGGCGUUUGCAGGAGGCGGUGACCGUGUAACGAGGCUAUUAACAUUCACACGUGUGAACGGCAACGUUGAUUCCAUGUGGAUUGCUAUUACUACAUCGACAUUGGCCAGAGUGCUCAGAUGUACCUAUAAACCUCCAUUGUCUUACACGCCAUUGGGCUGGGCAAGCCCGCCCUGGCGCAGCGCUACACAUUCGGCCGCCCCGGCGCGUGCUCGAUGGGGCUACGAUUCCCUGGUUCGAGAUUGUGAAUGGCUGCGUCGCAUGAGUGAGGUCCACCAGACUAGACAAUACCAGCGACUCGAUACGGGCGGCUGGACCCAGGGCGUUGGGCUCAGGAUCCCGUCUCUCGGGUCUCGCGUCUGUCGAGUUCCCAGCAAACAUGGAGCUAUCGUCAGCCUGAGGGUCUCAGAUGUUGACGGGACGUUGCCGGUCUUCAAGCAUGAGUACUACGGAGGACGCUUUCAAAAGUGA
This is a messenger RNA of Emericellopsis atlantica, 603 nucleotides long. RefSeq lists its product as uncharacterized. NCBI's taxonomy places the organism in Eukaryota, Fungi, Ascomycota, Sordariomycetes, Hypocreales, Bionectriaceae. Bases 1 to 603 code for a protein of 200 amino acids. The transcript is spliced from 3 exons. The record is from RefSeq and is a predicted model, not a curated record.